AUGAAAUUCACGCUCCUCCUCACCGCCCUCAUCACCGCCGCGGCCGCGGCCCCUGCCCCCGCCGCCGAGCCUGCCGAGGCAGGCGACGUGUCCGUCCUGGCCACCAAGAAGUGGACGGCCAACGGCGGCUGCAAGACCGACUGGGGCGGCCGCUGCAACGCCCAGUGCAUCGGCGAGGCCAAGCAGAAGGGCUACAAGUGCAAGGACGUCGACUCCGAUAUCACGGGCUCGAACUGUGUCAUUGGUUGGAGCACUUGCAAGUGUACUUGCUUCUCUUGA
This is a messenger RNA of Chaetomium globosum CBS 148.51, 279 nucleotides long. RefSeq lists its product as uncharacterized. Lineage: Eukaryota; Fungi; Ascomycota; Sordariomycetes; Sordariales; Chaetomiaceae. The transcript has a single exon. The record is from RefSeq and is a predicted model, not a curated record. Bases 1 to 279 code for a protein of 92 amino acids.